CCCUCGGCGAUGUCAUCCCGUCUGUCCUCCACUUUGUUCUCAAAAAGAAGCUAUCUGCAUGAUGCUCCCCAGAUUUUCAUAUACUUGAUCUUUAAUCCCGCUUGAACUUUUACCUUAUCUCAAGCUUAAUCGAACCUCAAUUGCUGUUGCGCCCACGACAACGAUAACAACAACAGCAAUAUCACCACGUACGUCACUGUACCUCGGCACGGCACAAAGCCAUCCUCGUACUUUAACUGAAUUAAUCCUCGACACAUACGAACCAACACCAACACCCCAAUUGACUCCCGGCGAUUGCCGAAAGACAGACAGACAACAUGUCGUCGCCAUACGCAAUGCCGCCCCAGCGCGACUCCUGGUUCGCGCCCCUUUCCAUCGACCUCCUCGUCAAGGUCCUCAAGACGAGCUUCUUCCACCCCUUCAUAGCCUGGAUCAUCCCGCUCUGCUUCCGGGCUCAGAACAUGUUCUGGGACGCGCCACCGAUGCUAGUUUCCAUCGCAUGGGCUUCCAUGAUCACACUCAGCUGGAUCUUCAUAACCAUCAACAACCGGAUCGCCUACGGUUUGCCACGCGAAGUAGACCUUAGCGAUGAGGUUAUUGUCAUUACCGGCGGUGCCAGCGGGCUGGGUCUGUUGAUUGCCGAGGUGUAUGGCAUGCGGGGUGCUACUGUGGCCGUGUUGGAUGUCAAGGAGAUGGAGAAUGGGGAGGCGAGAGGCGUGACGUACUACAAGUGCGAUGUGUCUGAUAAGGCGCAGGUUGCAAAGGUCGCAAAGGAUAUUGAGAGAGAUCUCGGAACCCCCACGAUCCUCGUGAACAACGCCGCCAUCGUUCUCGGCAAACGCCUCCUCGACCUCAGCCUCGACGAAAUCGACCGCUCUCUCACCACCAACUUGCUCUCCCACUUCUACACCAUCAAGACCUUCCUCCCGCUCAUGGCCUCUUCCGAAACGGGCGGCACCAUCGUCACCAUCUCCUCCGUCAUCGGCACCGUCGCCGCCGCCCAGCUGUCCGACUACGCGGCCGCCAAGGCCGGCGUCUCGGCCCUGCACCGCUCUCUGACCGCCGAGCUGGCGCAGUCCCAUCCCAACAUGCGCACCGUCCUGGUCACGCCCGGUCAGCUGAGCACGCCGCUGUUCUACGGGGUGCAGACGCCCAACAGCUUCUUCGCGCCCGUGGUGGAGCCGGUGGACGUGGCCAAGGAGGUGAUUGCGGCCAUCGACGGCGGGCUGAGCACCCAGAUCGGUAUGCCGCUGUAUGCCAGGUGGAUUGACUGGUAUAACGUUUUGCCUGUGGGGUUGCAGAAGAUUGCGAGGAGGUUGGCGCAGGUUGAUACGUCUAUGAAGACGUUUGAGGGGAGGAAUAGGGGGGCGGCGGGUGGUGAUGAAAAGAAGGGGCAGUGA
This is a messenger RNA of Neurospora tetraspora, 1400 nucleotides long. RefSeq lists its product as uncharacterized. The record is from RefSeq and is a predicted model, not a curated record. Bases 318 to 1400 code for a protein of 360 amino acids. Lineage: Eukaryota; Fungi; Ascomycota; Sordariomycetes; Sordariales; Sordariaceae. Gene Ontology annotation, molecular function: oxidoreductase activity, acting on the CH-OH group of donors, NAD or NADP as acceptor. The transcript is spliced from 2 exons.